This is a messenger RNA of Magnolia sinica, 1011 nucleotides long. RefSeq lists its product as uncharacterized. The transcript is spliced from 3 exons. Bases 102 to 644 code for a protein of 180 amino acids. NCBI's taxonomy places the organism in Eukaryota, Viridiplantae, Streptophyta, Magnoliopsida, Magnoliales, Magnoliaceae. The record is from RefSeq and is a predicted model, not a curated record.
GGGAUUUUUACCCGAACCCCCCUCCUUCCAUCUCUCUCUUCCUCUUUCUCUGUGUCUGCUUGAUAGCUACCGUCCGAUUCUCCCUCUCUGGUGGGCCAUAAAUGGAGGGCGUAGGGGCCCGACUGGGCCGGUCUUCGACCCGGUACGGCCCGGCGACUGUCUUCAGCGGCCCCGUCCGGAAAUGGAAGAAGACGUGGGUACACGUGUCAUCAUCCCAUGCCUCCUCCAACCACUCCAACGCCACCGCCAACGGCCACAACGCUUCCCACCUCCUCCUCUACAAGUGGACCCCAAUCUCUCAAAGCAACAACAACAACAACACCACCACCACCACCAGCAGUAGCGCCAAAGAUGAUGAUGCCGCCGCCACUGCAACGGAAGAGCCGCCACGUCGCAAGUUCCGGUACGUCCCGGUUUCUGUAGUAGAAGAACAACAAUUAGAAGCUGCUUCAAAGGAUGAUGAUGAGACUAAAGGCGAUACUUCUAUGAUUGAUCCAACCCAAAUGGCAUCCAAGAGUGACGAUGGUGCUGAUGGAAAACCUGAUGUUAAUGACGCGCCAAUGGAAGAAGUUCAGGCUUUGGACAAGGAUCGGGAUGCAUCACAAGGGCCAAGUGAAACCAAUUUGGAUCUGAACCUGGCUUGAAAAAUAAACCCAUGACAGAGACCACGGUACCAAUCUGAGCAAAUGUUAGAUCAAAAGACUGUUGGCUGGAGAAUGAAAGAUGAAAUAGCCAGUUGGGGUUAUGUAAGAAGAAGCCGGCGGUUAGAAACAGAAGGAAAGCAAAUCUAUAACAUCUGACCUUUCAAUGAGUGUAAGUUAGUUCUCGUUUUCGUUUCCAUUUUCUUCUCGCAACAGACCUUCAUGUUGUCUAUUGAUGUACUCUUCAUCUUGACUCAUUGAUUGUUUGUCUAAUUACACAUUGUAUGGAUUCUAUGCACAAAGAUGCAGCCAUUGUUGGGCACUGCCUUCUCUUUUUUACUGCAAUGAGGUGAUUUUUAAAGGGAGGCCA